Messenger RNA from Eimeria tenella, 3966 nucleotides. RefSeq lists its product as uncharacterized. The record is from RefSeq and is a predicted model, not a curated record. Bases 1 to 3966 code for a protein of 1321 amino acids. Lineage: Eukaryota; Apicomplexa; Conoidasida; Eucoccidiorida; Eimeriidae. The transcript has 6 exons.
AUGUCGGUGACGCAGCUGGAAGCCCUGGAGGCGACACGACUGGAGGUGGCACGCGCAACGCAGGAAGAGAUUACUGUGGGACGCAAAGAAAAGCAAGAGCUUCAGAGUCAAUUGGAAGCAGCGCAACAAUUGCUGCACCAGCAGAGUUCCGAACUUCAAGCACUAAAAGCCAAAAUUUCUCAGAAUGUUGGGCUCUCUACAUCUCUUGGCAAAGCUGCUAGGCGGCCAGUCUACGCUGAUCAGAUGCAAGAAGAAACGAGAGCGCGGCCGAGAGAUCCAGCGGUUGACUCAACUGUAGCGGAGUGCGCGAGACUGCGCCUGAUGUUGCGAGCGAAAGACCGGCAGAUACGAACUUUACAAACGGAAAUUGGAGAGCUCAAGCAGCAUCAUGCGCAAGCUCAGCAGCAGAGUGAAAAGCAGCAGCAAGAGCUACUAAAGCUUACACAACGCCUUGAGGUCCUCCGCAAGUCAAAGGCGCAUUUCGAGACGAAAGCUGCCCGGAUGGGACACGCACUGGAUGAAGCGGGUGUUGUCCUGAGAAGGGAGCGAGAAGAAAAGGCAUUACUGCUGCGGCUGGUUUAUGCGCACCCUCUUGACGGACCAGAAGCACCCGAAAAGGUUCAACAGCUGCUCCAAGGCGAAGAAGAGCCACCAGAUAAAACCCUGAAACAUCUACACCAGGAUGAUGACAAGACAAACUCGAAUGAACCGGCAUCGGACAUGCAAUGCUCUACGCAAGCUGUUGAAGGAGCGAAGACUGAAAGCGAUGAGCUCUGCUCGAUAGACGAAUGCAAGCCUACUUCUCACUCUAGGCUGGCUGCUCACCACUCUCAGGGGCCGUCGCCACCCGCUGUAGAGAGCGGCCAUAGCAGCUUCGUAGGAGCAGCCUCUCCUGCCAGUGCUGCGAAGACGCUGCCCUCUCCUUCUAAGUGUAUGAGCUCAGAACUCAGCGCACGGCAAGGCCAAGUAAUUUUCGGCGCAGCCUUCCCUUUGUCGGAGAGCAACGGAGAACAGGCCGUGCAGCAGCGAACCUUGCACUCUCCAGCUGGCAAGCCGGAACUCCUCUCCAGUAAUUCAUGCUCCAAAACAGAAUUCUUCGAGUAUUGCGGCAGCCUGCCCGCUCAUGCCACUUCAGCUUACCGGACGAUGCCGCUGCCGGAACAUCCUUCGGAGGCAAAGUAUUUCUUAGAGACCGUUAAGCCUAGCUGCACAAAAAGCGCAACUCGUACCUCUCAGGAACGCAAACACGAAGAGUCACAGCCCGAUUUGCUGCCUCACCAAUGGGAGGAGCGGGCAGCCCACAGUGGUUUCCCAGCGUCUCUGGAUCCUCCAGGCCCAAGCAUUCUUAGUGCUUCACAGCAACCCUGCUGGGGUCAAGAUGCAUCUACAGAAACCCCGCGCAAAAUAGAGGGGAAACCAACACAGUCAUCUUCAAAUGAAAGAUUGCUAUACAGUAACAGUCUUAGCUGGUCCCUGAGGUCUGCAGAAACCCGGUGUUGCCCUAGAAGAUUUGUUGUCGGUCACCAAUUGAAACCAUGCAAGUCAGAAUCAGCUAAUGUUAUUCAAGACGCUGAUGCCUAUCACGAACAUCAGCCUACAUGCAAGAGGGAAGCAUUUCUGAAUACUCUGCGGAAAGCUGCGCCUUGCAGUGUCCACUGUAGUUGUCCAGCUCACCCUUUUACGCGGACACAGGAGCAGUCAGGGCUUCACAAUAACUGCAGCUGCGGAGCGUGUAAGCCUUCGAGGCGAACGGUUGCGGUGCUAGCGGCAAGCCAUGGGAACAGCUGGGAUGAAGAUAGCAAGUCCUCAACAGCUGCGAGGCACCGCGCCAGCCGCAGCGCCGACAUCAGCAAUGAGCUUCCAGAGUUGCAUCGCACCCCCUCUUGUGUCCCUGGCUACUGUACACUUUCACCUUGUUCUCGAGGCCCCGUUAGGUGCCCUGGUAGCCUCGAGAUGCAUCCAGACUGCAAGGAUGGGAAGCCCCUGCAACCGAGCCUCUCGGAACAAAAGGCACCCCACAGUGACUCAAGUCGCGCCAUGUUUCUACAGAAAGAUUACUCACGAGCUAACUUCCUCGUUCAACCAGAAUCUGUCUAUAGGGUUAGAACUGGGACAGCUCGCGACGCCUCCCAGUUACACGACCCCUCUAAUUCAACACAAUGCCAUAUUAGGCCAGAGGAAAGCCCAAGAUAUCCUACGGAGCGGCCUCAAGGUGCGCCCGCUGAAGGGUGCGCUACCCACCAAAUUCAGCUCUUAGAAGAGCGGAAUACAGCGCCUCCUGUGUUGCUCACAGCUUGUGGUCAGCAACAAGGGUUGGACAUCCAUAUGGGGCGUCACGAAGGGUCAGAUUCGCAGCAAAAUGCUGAAUUUCUUUUGGAGUAUAGAGAUGGCCCUCAGCUCUCGAGCUGCAGUACCGGGUGCAAAGCAUUUGCAGGUUUGACAGACAAUAGCGAAAAUCCAACUAUCAGCACAAUACUCACCGGCAGCACUACCCUGCCUAGUGGGAAGUCCCCGUCGGUAGUUUAUCAGCAUUCUUGCAGCAGCACUUUGAUCGCAGCAGCAGGCGACGCUGGCACGCCGAAGGCGUCGAGCCCUCCAAGCAACACUCCAAGCCCGGAGUCCGUUCAGUUUAGCGUCAGUGAAGAUUCAGGCUCCUUUACUCCUAAAGACCCCGCGAGUAAUUGGUGCAUGGACGAAGUUGCUUGCCCUCGCAAAUCCAACGCCUGCAUACCAGACGUUCUCCACAGAGAGUUGAAUUUAGCCUCUGCAGAUGCAGUCAAAACGGGAACACUAGCGAAAAGCAAGGGCUCAAUCGCUCCCACAGGCGACCCAACAGGCUUGGUUAUGUUUGGACUGCAGCCAUCGCUCUCAGUGUUGAGCAUUGCUGCACGGAUCAUUCAGAGGCACUGGAGUCAAGCCCGUCAUCGCCUGAGGGAGAAACGCAAGGCUGCUGCACUCAAGGAAUUUGCAGUAGUCAGGCAAACUUUAGAGGAGCAAAAUGACCACCCUCACUCCCCACCAUUGUUGAGCCCCUGCGGCCGUACUGUGAACGAAAGGUGCGAAGUUGCAACGAAAGGCUGCCUGCAACCGGGACUACCAGGGAGAUCACGAAGUGCUGCAUCGCUGGCUCAUGCCGCCACAGGAGCCUCGAGGUCUGCGUCCCUGACACCAGUUACAGCUCCUGAUGGCAAUUCUAUUGUGGCGCCAUCAACAGAGAGGCCUGCGCCUAUUCAAAAGGCACAAAAAGCAAAAGCGUGUAUCUCGUCACAUGUUCCCUCCCUCAUGAGCAGGCGCCAAAGUCGCUCUGCUUCGGAGAUGAUUGCAGCAAAUAAAUCUAGUAGUGCCGCUGCUUUCGCCAAAAAAGACGAAGCAGAUAGGACAGAGACGCAGGACUGCCACCACAGUGCAAAAGAAGAAUGCCCCAAGGGACAAAGCGCCUCACUGCAUGGGAGCGUUUGCAGCUGUAGUGAUGCAGAGUUUGCUGCUCUGCUCCAAGAGGCUGAGGUUCACGACAGACGCAAAAGCCCUGAGCAUCUGGGAUGUUCUUGGGACAAAUGCUUAUCCCCUAAAUUUAGCAAUGCUCAGGAAAGCAAUGCAGAUAUUGCAAAGCAGGACAGAUAUUCGGAAGGUUGCCAGAUAUUGGAGGGGCAUGAACACGAAGUGCACAUGCGGAUGUUAUUGCCUCAAGUAAUUGCCGAGAGUUUCGUGCCCCCGCAGCCAUCGCUGGAGGCACUUCUGUUACCACAUGAGGCACCCUCCGAGGUUGACAAUGAAGCUUCUAUUGAAGCCCGGAGAUAUCUGCCUGCAGUACCGACGGGGUAUGCCUACGUCCUGUCAGCAGAAGCCAUCCUGGACUCCUCUUCCGCGUCCGAACUCGACAUCUCAAAGAACCAGAUACUGCACCACUGCCAACUACAUUUAACAGCAAACCAUAAACAGGUUCACCAGAUCCAACGGCAGCAGUGA